This is a messenger RNA of Drosophila mojavensis, 836 nucleotides long. RefSeq names its product 39S ribosomal protein L43, mitochondrial (gene mRpL43). Bases 134 to 712 code for a protein of 192 amino acids. Gene Ontology annotation, biological process: mitochondrial translation. The record is from RefSeq and is a predicted model, not a curated record. Gene Ontology annotation, cellular component: mitochondrial large ribosomal subunit. Gene Ontology annotation, molecular function: structural constituent of ribosome. The transcript is spliced from 3 exons. NCBI's taxonomy places the organism in Eukaryota, Metazoa, Arthropoda, Insecta, Diptera, Drosophilidae.
UCUACAAGCAGCAACAGAAACAGCUGACAUAUUGUGUGCGGCGUGAGGUUACGUAGUUUUUGGUUACGAAAAUUGAGAAACUGUAUAUUUCAACACCAACUGCAGCUACAUUACAAUUGGGAAUCGAUUUAAAAUGUCAAAUAGCCAUCUGUUUCUCAAAUCCGGUUUUCCGCGGGCACCCCUACAAAAUGGGCUCGGCCGGUACGUUUGCCAGCUGCAGCGCAUCACGCUGAAGUUCUGCAAGAACAACGGCUCCAGCCGUGGCAUGCGGGAUUUCAUUGAAAACCAUUUGGUGGACUUUGCGAAGGAGAAUCCCGGCAUUGUGGUCUAUGUGAAGCCGCGCCGUCACCGCACGCCUGUGUUGGUGGGUGAAUACUUAAAUGGUGAUCGCGAGUGGUUGAGCUGUCGCAACAGCACACAGGACGAGAUCAGCAAAUGGAUAGAUCUGCUAAAGACACAAAAUGGUAGCUCCAGUUCGAUGCGUCUACGUAAAAUGUGGCAUACGGACGUGCCCUCCAUACAAGGACCCUGGACACCUUUUCUACUACGCUCACCCGACGCAAACAAUCAAACCCUGCCCAGCAAGGAAGCAUCACAACCCUUCGACAUACCACAAACGGCUACCGAGAAGCUCAUCGAGCUCUUCAAGCAACAAAAGCUGGAAGAGGGCAAAGCAGGUGACGAGAUCCUGGAACAAAAGCGAGCUGAGUAAAAUAUUUAUGUAAUUAAAAUCUUUAGUUGAGUUGUUUUAUAAUUAUAAUCGUUGCUUUUUAUUGGGAGUCAACAAAAGAUUUGUUUUCUAAACAAAUAAAUACACGAUGUUUUAAAAACCUAAA